Messenger RNA from Medicago truncatula (barrel medic), 1098 nucleotides. RefSeq names its product bidirectional sugar transporter SWEET3. Gene Ontology annotation, cellular component: membrane. Gene Ontology annotation, biological process: carbohydrate transport. The record is from RefSeq and is a predicted model, not a curated record. Lineage: Eukaryota; Viridiplantae; Streptophyta; Magnoliopsida; Fabales; Fabaceae. Bases 80 to 832 code for a protein of 250 amino acids. Gene Ontology annotation, molecular function: sugar transmembrane transporter activity. The transcript is spliced from 6 exons.
CCUCAAUGUUCUUCUUCGUGGUACAAUACAAAAUAUUAUCAUUUCUUCUUCUAAGUAGAGAGUAAAAAACAAAUUAAAGAUGUCAAAUACACUUCGUCUGGCUGUUGCUGUUCUUGGCAAUGCUGCUUCAGUCUCACUUUAUGCGGCGCCAAUGGUUACAUUUAAAAGAGUAAUAAGGAAGAAAAGCACCGAGGAAUUUUCAUGCAUUCCUUACAUAAUUGGAUUGUUGAAUUGUCUUCUUUUCACAUGGUAUGGGUUACCUAUUGUAAGCUACAAAUGGGAAAAUUUUCCUCUUGUAACCGUUAAUGGAGUUGGAAUUGCUCUUGAGUUAUCCUAUGUUCUUAUAUACUUCUGGUAUUCUUCGCCUAAAGGAAAGGUGAAGGUAGCUAUGAUCACGACACCUGUUCUACUUGUGUUCUGCAUAACCGUAGCUGUUUCAACUUUUUUCUUGCACGAUACAACUCAUAGAAAGUUACUUGUUGGUAGCAUAGGUUUAGUUGUUUCUGUAGCAUUAUAUGGUUCUCCUCUUGUUGCAAUGAAGAAAGUGAUACAAACAAAGAGUGUGGAAUUCAUGCCACUACCAUUAUCUUUGUGUGCUUUUUCAGCUAGUGUAUUCUGGUUAGCUUAUGGAAUCCUUGUUCGUGAUGUAUUUGUUGCGGGUCCUAGUCUGGUUGGAACUCCCUUAAGCAUACUCCAGCUUGUGAUUUACUUCAAAUACAGAAAAGAGAGGGUUAUGGAAGAAUCGAAAAUUGGGGAUUUGGAGAAGGGUAGCAUAGAGUUAGAGAAGGUGGUGAAAGUGGAAAAGAUUGUCACAAAUUGUGAACAAUGUUGAUGUUAUUGAGGGAUAAAAGUUCAAGGAUUUUAGAGUUCUAUCAAGUAUCAAGAUUCCUUCUUUUAUGUGUUUUUUGAUAUUUUGUAAUAAUGAAAUGUCUCCCUGUGAUGGGUGUAGCAAUCUAAUAAAAUUCUUCUCAUUAUGAAUAAGUUGACAAAUCCAAGAAGUUUUGAAUAAGUUUAGAUACUCUAAAAUUAGCUUAUGGAAUUACCAGGUUCUAUUCAAUAAAUUUUAAAUAAAUUCUAAAUUUAAAUUGAUUAUGCCUA